Amoebophrya sp. A25 is the source of this 2564-nucleotide messenger RNA. The record is from the annotation of a GenBank genome assembly. Lineage: Eukaryota; Dinophyceae; Syndiniales; Amoebophryaceae.
AGAGAACAAGACCCUUCUUGAAGAGUGUUUAUGAUCAUUUACUGUUUGUGUCAUUCUACUUCAGACGAAAUUUCUCUUUCGUAUCGACUAGCAGUUUUGUAUUUGACUUCGUAGUCGUAUUAAAAAGUUUUAAUAUCUCUCCUCGUUCUUGUCCUACUACACCUUGAAAAAAUGGGCGUUUCGCGUGAGAGGAGCCGGUGUUUGCGAUCGGGACUCUCUUCGAUGCGUAAGAAAUCUUAAGGCUAUUAUUUUAAUUUUGAUUUCGAAGAGGAACAGGACUAUUGUACCAGAGGUUUAAUUUUGAUUUCAUCUUCGUCAUCACGAAGGUAGGGCACUAGAGAAACAGGAAGAUGAACACGGCUCAAGUGCCGCGUCAGGACUAUCCUGUAUUUGGGACGAUAUAGAAUUGAAAAGAAAAGCUUCUACAACCUCUAAGUAAAUUGAAAAGAAAAGCUUCUACAACCUCUAAAUACUCAAGCCACAUCAAUUCAUCUUCGCGUUGAUGUUGUUCUUGCUUCACCCUGCUGGACUAUCUGGAACAGGAAUUAGCGGCGUCGGCGUUUUGGCUGUGCGGGUAGGCGUUUUUGACCGUGGGGGUUCUGAUUUUAUUCCGGGUGACCCGCCUGCUGUAGUAGAAAAAUGCGUUAUUGACAUUGUGGGGAAAAGCGUUGCCACGACCACUCACGCUUGCUGUUCUGCUUGUUGGGUGACCGCAGCAAAUGCUUGCUCAUCAUGUGCGCAAACAGCAGUCAGUACUGCAAACGCAUGCAAAGACUCUGUAGUCGGAUGCUGCGGCGCUUGUAAGAAUGCCUGCGAUUCCUGUGCGCAAACAGCUGUUAAUAGCGCAAAUGCGUGCAAAGAAAGCGCACAAUGCUGCUAUGUCUUCACCGCAUCCACGCUCCGAGAUUGCGGCGCUUCUGCUGUUGGUGCCGGACGUGCCUGCUGCGCGAUUGCGGCCUCUGGGUCGCGCGCCUGUAUGGAGCAUGAGUCUGCAAAGGAGGUGGACGCUGUUUUUCGUGGCUGGUGGACGGACUGCUACAAGCGGAUACGCGAUGAAGAUCAAGGACUAGGAGACUCUGACGGAAAUUGGUGGUUCGAAAGACCGGAAAGCGACUGCGUGGGGCCUCAGGCGUUCCUCUGUUGCGCAGCAACGGUUGGCGUCCCUUUGUUUAAGUCAUCAACUGGACAGGUUUAAUAUAAAGUCAUCAACUGGACAGGUUUGAUAUAAACAUAGGUUAUUUCCAAUCAACUUGAACAUGCAAAUCAUCAUCAAUCUUCAAAGGAGCUUAUAUCUUCUUCACAUUUUUUACUUCAUCUCAUUACUAGUUCGUGGAAUAGGAUCCAUCCUUGUUCCAUCUGUCAAUUCAAUGGAUUAUAAGUAAGUAGAACUAUCCUCGUGAGCAGCUCCAAUGUGUGCACUGGUAGCGUGACAAGUUUGAUAAGCGGCGCUGCUGGUGUGGUUUUCCCAAAAUGCGCCAGUACUUCUUGCUGCUUCUGCUGCUCCGGGUGCAGCUGUCCCUCCUAUUGCCCGUGUAACCCGUGCGGCUUACCUUCGUGUUGCACCUUCAAUUGGGCACGUAGUUGCUUCCCUUUAUGCUGCAGUGCAAAGCCGCUGACGUUUGCCCAGCACUGCAGUCAAAUGAGUCAGGCUUGCCGUUGCGCAGCAUCUGGAGCGCAAUGCGUGUUCGGCUUCGCUCAAAACACGGAGACCGAUCAAAACACGCAUCAGAACACAGCGGAGGACACAGUACAUUAAGGGUCUAGCUUGUCAUCACUAUCGUCCCAUGUGGACUAUACUGAGUGAAAUCCCCCUGAUGUGAAGAGGAAAAUAAAGGGGGAAAAGCGCAGCUCACUCGACCAGGGAUAGUGAAAAACUACCUCUAAGCCCACUGGCAAAGAAGUACAGGAAGCUCAAGCUUGUUGAGUAUGCAAAGGCAGCACACGGCACCGCUUCAACAAGUUAUGAGGAUCCGCAACCAACCGAGAUGGGCAACUACGCCAGAGGAGCGACAACGGAGAGAGGACGUGGCAACUCGUUUCGCUGCAAUCCAAAUUGGAAGCGUUGCCUUGGAGACUGCUUCUCGUGUUAUGAUUCGUUGUGUCAGUAUCAGAUGAAAAAUAAUGACCUAGAUGCUACUGAUUCGGUGAUGUUGAAGUGAUUGAUUCUUCAGCAAGAACAAGUGCAAGAAAAAGUACUUCUCAUUAUCAUUUACUUCCUUCUUGUAGCUUUUGUAGUUGUACCUAGUCGUGCUUCUGCUCGUAGAGUUAGAAGUUCUACUAGCUCCUUAAUUUACGCGACAACCAACAAAAGAAAAAUUGAACAAUGGGAUGAAAAUGAAUACCGUUUGUGACCACUGAGACAGCCAUCCAAGCCCAUUUUCAUGAUUGCCGCAUGCUGUUGUAUUUUUGGAGAGACCUGUGCUACUGAGCAGGCAAAUUCGAAUUGCGUUCUCGGUUUGACCACAGCUAUGGCAGAAAUGUGUAUUUCUACGGCAACCGCCACAGUGGGCAUUACCGAAGUCUAUGGUCCAAAGUUGAAGCCUCCACACUUAAACACCGAAUAA